Messenger RNA from Exserohilum turcica Et28A, 702 nucleotides. RefSeq lists its product as uncharacterized. The record is from RefSeq and is a predicted model, not a curated record. Lineage: Eukaryota; Fungi; Ascomycota; Dothideomycetes; Pleosporales; Pleosporaceae. Gene Ontology annotation, molecular function: GTP binding; GTPase activity. Bases 26 to 697 code for a protein of 223 amino acids. Gene Ontology annotation, cellular component: Golgi apparatus. Gene Ontology annotation, biological process: Golgi to plasma membrane protein transport; protein localization to organelle; intracellular protein transport. The transcript has 2 exons.
GCGCACAUUACGCGUUGCGCAAACCAUGUACCACCUGUUCAAGUCGAUAUACCUGCAUGCGACGAGCAAAGAAGAGUACUCUGUCCUCCUCCUCGGCCUGGACAAUGCGGGAAAGACGACGCUUCUCGAGCAGAUAAAAGGCGCAUACACGGCCUCGAAUGCCAAUCUCAGAACAGUGCCUACGGUUGGCCAGAAUGUCGCUACCAUCGCCCUUCCGCCGCCAAACCCGCCCAUCUACCUCAAGAUAUGGGACGUCGGCGGCCAGCAUAGCUUGCGCGGACUCUGGCAAUCGUACUACAGCAGUUGCCACGCCAUAGUCUUUGUCAUAGACAGCACCGACGUGGGCAAUGCCACGCUCGCAGACAUGAGCGCGAACAAUGCGGCGAGCAACGAGGACAUUGGGCGCCUGGAUGAGUGCAAGCUCGUGCUGGAGAGUGUGCUGGCCAACGAAGACGCAAGCGGCGUGCCCAUUCUGAUACUGGCGAACAAGCAAGACCGCGAAGACUGCGUCGAGGUCGUCAGGAUCAAGGAGGGCUUUGUGCGCAGAGUGUUUGAAGGCGAAAAGGGAGGCAAUGUCAGAGACAGCAGAGUCCUGCCUUGCAGCGCGCUCACAGGGACCGGUGUCCAAGAGGCGGUAGAGUGGUUAUGCAGCCGCAUGGCUUUCAACAAAGAAGCGCGACCCCCCGUUAUGCGGUAGUCUUU